UAAAUCACACUUAAAAAAAAAACAGAAAUUGAAAUUACAAUCAGCCCCGGCGACAAAAAUGAUGAGACAUAAAAAAAGUAGACUCACGGUACGUUAAAAUGAAGAACUACGGCAAAAAGGUCUAGAAUGGGUUGUUUCAUAUUUAUGUAUUUUCUUAAAAAAUAACGUUUAUGAUUGGGAAAUACAACUAAAUUUUAUGCAAGACAAUUUAUGGCGAAAUCGACCAUCGCGUUUCGCUAGCCAAAAUGCAAAUAUUAAUUACGCCGGGAAUCUAACCAGCGACCUUAGGCUUUACGCACUAAUCCUCUGACCUAGGCCUCUGACUACUAAGCUUCGAGAGGUCACAACAGCAAGAACCGUUCCGUUGCGUAACGUUAGCAACCACGAAUAGCAACGUUGCUUGACUGUUGAAAACGAUUUAUGUAUUGUAAGAGAAUACUUGCAAAAACUGGGUAGAAUAUGUACAAUAAUAAAUUGGAAAUUACGUCUGACAAAGACACGGAUGAGGUACCUUUUAGCGGCUAUCAUGAAAUGGAAAUUCUUUUCGAAAAACUCAAGUCUCUUAAUUACUACUCUGAGUUUAUUAUUCCUUUUAAAGUAAAACCAAUUAAUAGUUAUUACUUCAUGAUACCUACAAAUUCAGGGGAACACUUCUGUUUAUUUUGUCAAUUAGCGACAUGGUUAAUAAGAAAGUCGAGUAAACAUUUUGAUGAACCACAUGAUUUUGAAGAUCCAAACAAUACAAUUUCUAGGAUAUUGAUUGUGGUUAGAGAGGACGGAACGACAAUUGAUUUCCCUCCAAAUAAAUUAAAGUCUGGAACUGGCCGUCAUGUCGUUUUUAUUUUAAAUAAACUUUGCGACAUGGCUUUACGAAAUAAUGAAAUUAAACUUGUUACACCAACAAUUGUUGAAAAAGAUACCGACGAAGAAUUAAAAAAUCAAAAUGUAUCAAUCGAUAAUGAAUCGGAAGUAAUUUUGGAUCAAAUAGAAGACGACAUGCUCAGAGAACAUUUUGAUUAUUCGGACGAUGAUGAAAUAAACGCUUAUGAUCUUACUAAAACAAAAGUCGGAUUAGAAGGUAAAAACGUAGACUCACACAUUAAUGAAGAAUUAUGGCAAAAAGAGCUGGAACGAGUUGUUCCAUCUUUACGUGUUACCUUAAAAAAUAACGUUUAUGAUUGGAGAACACGAUUAAAUUUUAUGCAAGACAACUACGGCGCAAUCAAGCAAAAUGUAUCGACAGCUAAAACGCAGAUAUCAAAAAUUUAUAAACGUCUAACUUACAACCUGGAAAAAAUUAAAAACAGAGAGAAGUAUCUUAACAAAGAAUUUGAAUUGCCUUUAAAAAACUACAUGGACAGGUUACACAAUUUGUCAAAAGUAAAGGAAGAGUAUAAUGAGUUGGGAAGCGGACUUAAUGAGAAAAUGCGGAAUUUAGCAUUGUUAAGUCAAACUUUGGAAAAUUAUAAACAAAAAGCAGAAGUUAGAGGCAGUUUUGUAACAGACGGCACUCCACUCGUAAACAUAAAGAAAGGCAUUUCAAAAAUGAAAUCAGAUAUCGUAACGAUCGAUGUUAGAAUUGGAGUACUACAAUGUUUCCUAUUUAACACGGACCUAAAUGAGAAAAGUAGACUAGAAAAAGUUGAUAUUGUUAAUUGAUACAAUUUUGCACCCUCAGUUACUGUUUAUAUCCUUAAUUUAUUAUUAAUAAAAAUGGAAAUGCAAGUGUCAGUACCAACAUACCUCAUUUUAACUCGAAAUAACUCAACGCAAG
This is a messenger RNA of Agrilus planipennis (emerald ash borer), 1774 nucleotides long. RefSeq names its product intraflagellar transport protein 57 homolog (gene IFT57). The transcript is spliced from 5 exons. NCBI's taxonomy places the organism in Eukaryota, Metazoa, Arthropoda, Insecta, Coleoptera, Buprestidae. Gene Ontology annotation, cellular component: intraciliary transport particle B; Golgi apparatus; centrosome. The record is from RefSeq and is a predicted model, not a curated record. Gene Ontology annotation, biological process: non-motile cilium assembly; intraciliary transport. Bases 460 to 1659 code for a protein of 399 amino acids.